GUGUUCGGUUACCGGAGCAACGGCGCCCAGGUGACGCGAAACAUCCGGGUAGUGUCGGGGUGUCACGUGCAUGGCGGGGCCCGCGAGCCCGUGCGCUACGAUGGCGACCGUUAGCGAGCUGAAGGCCGUUCUGAAGGAGACCUUGGAAAAGAGAGGUGUGCUAGGCCAACUGAAAGCUAGAAUUCGAGCUGAGGUUUUUAGUGCGCUUGAUGAUCAGAGUGAGCCACGGCCGCCACUUUCCCACGAAAAUCUUCUUAUUAAUGAACUUAUCCGUGAAUAUCUUGAGUUUAAUAAAUACAAGUACACAGCAUCAGUGCUGACAGCAGAAGCUGGUCAACCUGAGAUACCUUUAGACAGGCAAUUUCUAGUGAAUGAGUUAAAUGUAAUUGAAGAUUCAAGCACAAAAACAGUGCCUCUUCUGUAUGGAAUCCUAGCUCACUUUGUAAAUGAGAGCAAAGAGGAUGGAGUUAAAGCUCUGAUUAAAGGUGCAUCUAUGCCUAAUAUAAAGAAAAUGUCUUUAAAGCAACCAAAUGAGAAACGUAGCCUAGAUGACUUGCCUGAGCCUGGAAGAUUAGGUGGAAGAAAUUUUGAAGACCACUUUGUUCUCCGAGGUGGACACUGAUUACAGCGAACCAGUUUUUUACCAAUGUGUUAUGUAACAGCCUUCAGUUUGGUUACCUCUAAGUCACCUUUGGGUUACCUUGACUUUAAAGUCAUUGUAUGUUAAAGUGUCCAACAAAGGAAUUUGCUGCCUGGCGCCCUGUUAAUUUUUUGUUGUUUUGUUUCUUUUCUUAAAUCUGUAAAUGUAGUUUUAUUUAGAAGAUCUGAACUUUGCCUAACUACUGGUAAUGAGACCAGCCUUGGAACAGCAUGAGCAUUUGUACUGAUAGCUUUCCUGCUGGAAGCAGAUGCAUGGAUUCUGGUCGUAUGCCUAUUAUUCUUUUUGUGUCUUGGGCUGUAUUGUUACUUGAGUUACCUGUUUCUUUUUAUAAUCAGUCAGUUUACUUGUUUAUUUUUUUGCAAUAAAAACUGUAAUUUGACCGGUUGUAACAGUAACAGGUGAUACUUACCAAGUUAUCUUCUAAAUUUAAACAUUGAGUAUCUAUGGUCAGCGAUCUUAUUUUUCACAAUGUCCAGUUCUUCAUUUGUCUUCUUAAAUUAAGUUGUUCCAAUCAACCUACUUGAAGCUGGCCAACGUUAGUCUGUCAAAUAGUUCAAUCAGACACAGUCAAAUUGCAUUGGCAACUACACAUUGAAACAUUAUUUGAAAAUGUUUGUUGUUCGAUAUUUUUAUAUUGAUAUUUAUUGUGCAAUGUUUUGUACAUAAUAAAUUUUCUUUUGUCAAUUAUAUUGCCUAUUUUAAUUCACUUUUUCAAACAACAAAUUUUCGGUACCAGUUCUGAGGAAAAGUCAUGUUGGACUCAACAUUAACUGUUUUUCUCUCUCUACAGGUGCUGCCAGAUGUGCUAAGUUUCUCCAGGUUUUCUGUUUUUCUUUUAGACUUCCUGUAUUUGUACUGUUUUGCUUUUAUUAAUCUGAAUUUUGUGCACUGUUGACCAGCUAAGCGGAAUGGCAGACUUGGGUAUUAGCAAUUUUAAAGGCUAUGUUUAACAAUGUUAGAGUUGCCAUGAAAUUGCAGAUUGUUGUGGAGCAUGGCUAUUAAGGAUUAACAAUUAAUACAAUUGUCUCCUAAUGGAUUGCCUUAUAAUUGAUUAUAAUUCACCUUAAGUGUCUGGGACAGACAUUAUCAUUUAUUUUAUUAUGCAGUAUAACUUUAUAUAAAAACUUAUCCAUUUUUAAUUUGAAACACGUAAGGUGGUAUUUAAUGUAUAUUUCAAAACUCUUGCUGAGGUAGCUUAGUGGUAAAAUCUGAGAAGAAUAAUGGAGUAUGUGCAACAUUGGAUAUCUGGUCCCAAAUUAGAGUGUGCACAACUUCACCCAAAUGUUUUGCUGCUUAGUUGUUCUGUUCGACAGACUAUGUUACUCUACCUACCUUCUAGUUGAGACUUCACCUCUUGCAUCAUCCAUGUGGUAAAAGACACUCAAAGCCUUGUACUCUAUUCCAAAAGCAUUUUAUUUAUGUAAGAAGUAACUGUUCAAA
Molecule: messenger RNA, 2101 nt
Organism: Stegostoma tigrinum
Lineage: Eukaryota; Metazoa; Chordata; Chondrichthyes; Orectolobiformes; Stegostomatidae
Gene: cep20
Product: centrosomal protein 20
Exons: 5
Coding region: 71-622 (183 amino acids)
Biological process (GO): microtubule anchoring; cilium assembly
Cellular component (GO): ciliary basal body; motile cilium; centrosome
Molecular function (GO): protein binding
Source: RefSeq, a predicted model, not a curated record